Halichondria panicea is the source of this 859-nucleotide messenger RNA. Its product is annotated as cyclin-dependent kinase 2-interacting protein-like. The transcript is spliced from 4 exons. NCBI's taxonomy places the organism in Eukaryota, Metazoa, Porifera, Demospongiae, Suberitida, Halichondriidae. The record is from RefSeq and is a predicted model, not a curated record. Bases 132 to 746 code for a protein of 204 amino acids.
ACAACCUGAAGUGCGCGUUAAUUGAGCUGAAUUUGAAUACGGUGAUCAUCAUCAUUAGUCAUCAUUAGCCUCGGUUCCAAGCCGCUGGGAAGACGUUUAUACUAGCCUCGAUACUAGCAAUAGAGUUCAUCAUGUCUUCUUUACACCAGUCUCCUGUAACACCAUCCUGGACCUCCCCUGACUAUCUAUUGAGCCACAGGAUGAAGGAGUGUUGUGUACAGCUACAUGCUUCAGUACAGAAAUGGAAGCAACUCACUGAAGAAGGAUUUAAUGUUGCAACAAAGCUAGUCAACACUCUUCAACAUGAAAAGUACACUCAUCACACUGGUGACCUGUCUAAUAUGUGUGACGUCUCAGUCGUUGAAUCUAAGAUCAUUGAAGAACGAGAAGGCUUCUACACCAAUUUUAAAGACAUCAUAAAUAAGCUGGAGAGUGUGGUUGCGAGGAUGGGAACUCUGUCUGGCAAUGUACGUGCAGCAGUAGAGUUGCUAAGCUCUUCACAGGACCCCAGUCAACCUAUCUUCCAGUCUCUCUCUCCAGUCAUGUUUGGUUCCCACUUUGAGGUGGUAUACAAGACUUACUGUCAGGAGAUUUCCUUACGGGAAAAAAUAUUGGGCGACAUUAUCCAGCAGUCGUGUCGAGACACUGUGACAAUGUAUCUAUCUUGCUGGCUACAUGAACCAUACAUUGGAGCUGAAUGUACCGAGAGUUUAGAAGCUCUGCUGAUAGACACUAAUUUGAGGUAAUUCUGUUUGUAGUUCUCCAUUAAGACAUUUUGAUUUCUGUAUAAAGUGUCAGUGUUAGUGUGGUAUAUAUGAGUUCUAUUGAAAGUUUGAACUAAAACACUCUUAAUUGUUCA